UUGCAGCCACAGCAGCAACAAGAAUUGAUAUAUUUUGAAUUAGAAACACGCUUUUAUGGGCAGUUCGCCAAAAUUGCAUACACUGGAAGAGAAGAUAAAUGGGAAAACUGGCAAACAUGCUGUUUGACGAACUGGGGCACUUUGGAUAUUGCGAAACGCUUGCGCCAUACACGCCUCAUCGCCGUCAGCGGUAAAUGCCGAAAGUUUAAAACCGUAAUCUGUAUCAUUAGCCCGCAACAACCCUUAAAACCGCUGCUCCAUCUAAAAUUGAAUAUGGAAACUAAAAAUAAAGUAAUUUCUGUCCCGUCGUCGAUUUAUUCUAAGUCAUUAUCAAAGGCCCGCCCAUAA
This is a messenger RNA of Gongylonema pulchrum, 348 nucleotides long. Lineage: Eukaryota; Metazoa; Nematoda; Chromadorea; Rhabditida; Gongylonematidae. The record is from the annotation of a GenBank genome assembly.